Messenger RNA from Funneliformis mosseae, 144 nucleotides. The record is from the annotation of a GenBank genome assembly. NCBI's taxonomy places the organism in Eukaryota, Fungi, Glomeromycota, Glomeromycetes, Glomerales, Glomeraceae.
AAAAAUCUUUACGAUCAGGAGAAAGUAAUUAAUGUGAUGGCCAGCGAGCAUCACGGUUUAAUUGAGGUUAAGUCUACUACAGUUCACCAGUGGUUAAAAGUACACAAGAUACAUUUAACUCUCAAUAAUAAUUCUACAAUGUGA